Molecule: messenger RNA, 1031 nt
Organism: Nerophis ophidion (straightnose pipefish)
Lineage: Eukaryota; Metazoa; Chordata; Actinopteri; Syngnathiformes; Syngnathidae
Exons: 4
Coding region: 75-1031 (318 amino acids)
Source: RefSeq, a predicted model, not a curated record
UACGGCCGUCAGAAUUGCCGCAGCAGCGCAUCCUUAGCUUUCUAUCGUCUUUUCGAAUCCUCUUUUUGUCCAACAUGAUUUGGCGUUGUUUCUUGUGUUACAUAUUUGUGGCGCUGACUCUAAAACAGUUGUUGAGUCACAUUAAUACCAUGCACAGUCGCAGCCCGGACUUUCGCGUAGUGUGUGGGAUUGAUGGCUGCUCGAGUGAGUACCGGGUGUAUAACUCCUUCUACUAUCACGUAAAGCGUAUGCACGCGCACCAUCUUCUCCAAGUUCAAGAAACCGAGGAGGUCGGAUCGUCUGGCCAGCGUUUACCAGAGGCACAGGAGAGGACAGCCACAACCAACCGGACUGAUGAUAAUAAUCCUGCAGUCGAGGUUGAUGGGACACAUGGAACACAUGAAUUGCAAGAACCUGCCCAGGGUUGCAUGAAGGCUAACCUUUCUAAACAUGCAACUGCAUUUCUUCUCCAGGCCAGAGAAACCCAGAGACUGACACAGAGAGCUGUUAACCAGAUGGUGAGUGGAGUCCAGCAAUAUCAAACAGCAUUAUUGGAGAACCUGAGUCAUCAAAUGAAGAGCAUCUUUGGGAGUCAUUCUGGAGACCUGGAUCAACUAAAGAGUCAUGCAAUGAGCGUAUUUGACCAGUUUGUUGACCCUUUUCGCCAGAUUGCUACAACACAUUUGCAGGACAAGACCAUCAAAGAACUGUUACAUCCAGUUGAACCAGAAAUUGUUACUGCAAAACAAACAGUGUCUUAUGUGAAGCGUGGAGAUUCCAGAGUUCUUGCCAUAAAAAAACAUUGUUUUUACUACAUACCAUUAGUUAAAAGUUUGGAGCAGCUGCUUUCACAUCCUAAAAUUCUUGAAAUGAUCAAUGAGGGGCCAGAGUCCUGCAAAGAUUCACUUCCAUGGGUCUGCAGUAGCCUCAUACAACAUGUGACUGGGCCGGCACACUCUUCGGUGGAAAAUCGGACGAGACGACAGGUUGGAGAGGAUUCUAGUGGUAGUGCCAUCACGGCACGCCCUUGA